This is a messenger RNA of Torulaspora delbrueckii, 3642 nucleotides long. RefSeq names its product DEAD/DEAH box helicase. NCBI's taxonomy places the organism in Eukaryota, Fungi, Ascomycota, Saccharomycetes, Saccharomycetales, Saccharomycetaceae. Gene Ontology annotation, molecular function: ATP binding; nucleic acid binding. Gene Ontology annotation, cellular component: cytoplasm. The coding region runs from base 1 to 3642 and encodes 1213 amino acids. The transcript has a single exon. The record is from RefSeq and is a predicted model, not a curated record.
AUGCCACUGGACAUGAUCUGUUUGGAUAGAAAGGAGGAUGAAACAAGUUGGAAAUGGGUACAAAACAUGUAUCUACAAACAGUUCAAGCGGAAGUGAACAUCGGCCAGAGCUCCUUUACCACUGCACCAGAGCCGCAGGCUGUAACAAUGUGUGGCAAACUUCUUAAUCGUCAAUACAUCCGUGAUUUCCAUUUUACUUGCCAGUCGCGGAUCGAUAGCCUCAUUGACAAGCUGAAAGAGUAUUUUUACAUGCCUUCUGUUGAGGAUAUUGCCUGUGGUAUUCUGAGGAAUCGCCGUGUGUCAUUCGCGGAUCCCAUGGGUGAUAUUGUAUACAACGAACCUUCUUCUUUUUUCGACUUGAUCCCGCACCAAUACCAUGGGGACAUUAUUCCAAAAUUUCGGCAAGGAAAGACGGGAACAGCGGCAGUUAGAGCGUUGGUUGAACUUGUUUCGAAUGAGGUUGCACCCCUUCUCAUGUGGAUGGUGUAUUUUGGGGUCGGGCAUCCUUACCGCUUUCCUGAGCUUCGACAGAUGGCUUUCGCCGGCUCUCAGCGAAACGUUUACGUCAAUGACACAACACGUCGCUUGCAGCUUUACAGUAACUAUAACAAAAACAAGUCGUCGAACAUCGUUCUUAAGACGAUGGACGGUGUAACUUCGGAAUACUUAUUCUAUUUCAUGACAGUGCUAAAACAGAUGCAGUUCUGGGCUCUAGGUCCUGACUACAAGCCUAUCAAUAUUAGCGUGGAAACUAGGGUUUUGAAAGAGAGUAUCUCAUCAGAAAAAAAGUCCGAAAGAGCCCUUCGUACUUACCUGUUUGUCGACACAGCGAAGGGCGAUCUGGUUCCGUACAAGCUCUUUCGUAAUCUUUUGGAUGAACUACCAGAAGGAGACAGAACGAGGUUGAAUUUUCGAGAACUGCGCCAAGCUAUGCGUGACGUGAUAAGAUAUUACUGUAAUAUGACACUACAAGAUCAGAAGGAUCUUCACGAGUCUCUUGUUCAUGAGCUAAUGGCAAACCAUAGCGUACUGACUGGGUUCGAAACCUAUGCAGUUAAUCACUUCAAUAUGUCUUCUCUUAGUGGUUCGGGAACGACAAACUUGCAACAGCGUGCCUCGAAAAGGUACAUAUCAUGCCUGAAUCUGGAUGAUGCAGUCAGUCUCGAAACAAGGCCAUCGGAUGACUUUGAGAACGAGCAUUCGACCCAAAAGUUCAAACUAUCAUCGGAAUACAGGCGUUAUGAGGAUCUGGAGGCUGCCGGUCGGAAAAUCUUUGGCCCAGAGUUUUCAUUUCGGGAUGAAAACCAAAGGACGAUCACCAAUGAUAUUUACAUGGGAGAGCUACCUUCCAGAGUAGUACAUGCGCCAACGGGUUAUGGUAAAACAGAGAUGUUCCAUCUGCCACUCAUCGCACUAGCUUCAAAGAAAAACUGUAGGCACGUAUCAUUCGUCUUUCUACCAUAUACCGUCAUUCUGGCGGACUCGAUGAGGAGGCUUAAGAGCAAAAACCUUCCUCGAGUUAAUGAUGUUAAACAUUUCAUAGACACCGGAUACGACGGAAUAACAGAUGUCUACGUCAGUGUUUUCGACGAUCUUGCACAGACCCAAUUUGCUUCCAGAAUUGCUGAAUGGGGCUACGCCAAUAGCCUCAGAUCAACAGAAAGAAAGAUCAAGUUGGGUUAUGCGAUUAUCGAUGAGUUUCACAACUUUCACCUUGAGAAAUAUCGUAAGCCACAGUUCGAGCCGAUUAAAAGAUUGAGUUUUGACGGGUUUGAGAAGUUACUGUUUUUUAGCGCCACCGCUCCUGCCCAAAUAGCUGACGCGGCCCUCCAAUCAAUCGGAUUCAUAGGCCUAGAGAAGCCAGCCACGAGUUUGAGAGAGACUGUCUUGGCAGAAAAAGAGUGUAUGAGAGGCAUCAGGGGUUGUUCAACUCCCAUGAGUGAUCUAGUCCAAAACAUUCCUUUGAGCCACGUUUAUAAGGAGUUUAAGCAUGUCUCUAAGCCUUAUCAAGUGGCUUUUAAGCUCUUAAAAUCUCUGUUCAUGUAUGAACAACAAGCAAAAGCUGUGGUCCUUUUAAAUUCCAAGCGGAUGGUGGAGUGGUUGGCGAAGGAGUGGGAGUUGGAUUUCAAAAUCGUUUGGAUUCACGGUGAAUUAAAUGCGUCAGAGAAAGCUAGGCGCGCAGACUCAUUCAUUCGGAAUCAGAAGGAGAAUGUCCUCUUGGGAACAAAGCUGGCAACUGAGGGUAUUGAUGUGCAUAAGUUGAAAAUGGUCAUUAUGGUCGACUACAAGCCAACCAUCAUUGAGUUCCUGCAGGCUGGUGGUCGCCUAAGGACCACUGGCAUGCUAUACGUACUGCUAGAUCCGAAAACUGCCAUCAAGAGAGAAAAGUCUGACAUGGCUCCAAUGGAUUUCGCAUGCCCUACUACUCAAAUGUCUCGAUUUUAUGGCCUACCUCUGCGUAACACGGACCUUCAUCACUUACAGUGCUGCGGCUCAACUAACUUUCUUCCGGCAAAUACAGAGCAGUUGGUACUGAGAGUCGCAAAGGCUGCCACAAAUACUGCUUAUGAGACAAAAAAGGACAAAGAUGAUCGUUUGACAAAUAAUAAGCGGAAAGCUCCUGAUCUGCCCUUCCUCUCCAUGGAGAAAAGAAGAAUGAACAGACUUUUCCAUAGAAAUGGCCAUUAUACGAAUAUUUUCGAUCAUAUGGGACAUGGAGAGACGUUGGCUCAGUGUUUGCAACUCAACGGUAUCAGUUCUCAUUUCUGGCCAUCGGGCACUUUGAUAGAGAAAGGAAGCUGCCCUAACUGCCUGAAAUUAUCGGACUGUGUGUGUGUCCACAAGACCCAACUGACUUACAGGCAGAUCGCUUGCGAGGCGCUUGCGGUUCAACGGAUGGUACUAGACGAUGAGCAGUACAAGAAGCAUCUGGAAGAAUCAAAACCGUACUUUUUAGAUCCAGUUGGCUAUCUGUUGAUUUAUGACAAAGCAAAACAAAACCUUUAUGACACCGUCCGUUCGCAAUAUGUUUGGUUUGAGAAUCUGAUAAGGCGAAGGGUGAUUGUUGCCGCAGAGUGCCUGCAUGGCAUGAAAAAUAGUUCCUUGUUCAAAUACACAGCAGAACAGAUUGAGAACAUUUAUCUUGACAAAUGGGCUUCCAUGAAAGAGCAACAAACAGAAGCUCUUGAAUACUUCUGGUGUUGGGAGAAACGUAAAUGCGCAAAAGUUUGGGAAAGGGAAAGGUCAAAGGAGGGCACUAGCUUCGCUUCCUUGAUCGAAGACCAUGGCACAUAUACUCGGUUAUACAAAAGUAGUAUCGCCAGCUUUCAUGGGCCUCACUACGUGCAGAACCAAUACUACGGUGGACAUCUGCAUAGCAGGAGGCUAUACCUGAGCUGGAAGAAUAGGAAGGUGGAACGCAUCUUUCAGCCCUCAUGGGACAUGUAUCUAUCGAUGGUCCUCGGUAUGUUCUUCAAUGAACGGCUGAAAUCCAGAAUAUACUCUCUCGUUGAACAGGUUAAAGAUAUCCGGCUGAUCCCUCACUGGAUGAAGUUGCAGAUGAUAGAAGUGGUAAUGGCUGAUGGUCAAACUAUUCCCUUCUUCAUGCUUUGCUUUGCAAUUCAUCAGGAGAUGGAGUCUUGA